Cydia amplana is the source of this 1860-nucleotide messenger RNA. RefSeq names its product gastrula zinc finger protein XlCGF57.1-like. The coding region runs from base 1 to 1860 and encodes 619 amino acids. NCBI's taxonomy places the organism in Eukaryota, Metazoa, Arthropoda, Insecta, Lepidoptera, Tortricidae. The transcript is spliced from 7 exons. The record is from RefSeq and is a predicted model, not a curated record.
AUGGAGGGGAUCGCGGGGGGCGGCGUGGCGCGCGUCAAGCGGGAGCCCGGGUGGGACACUGACCGCGUAACGGUGAAGGAGGAAGCUGAAUUCGUGGAUGCAGAGGCUUGUGUGAAGGAAGAGUGUGCGGACAGCACAGCCGGGUGCGGCGUGAGCGAGGCCGCCAUGCUGGCCGGCCUGUACGACGAGCACGUGGUCAAGGACGAGCUCGUGCUGGGGCCGGAGCGCCCGCACCGCCCCAUAGUCGCCCCGGUGGUGCGCGCACCGGCGGUGGUGUCGGGUCGGCGCGGCUCGUGCUCGGUCAGGCUGGAGCGCCUGCUGGUGGACGCGGCGCGGCGCACCUGCCGGGUCGGGCGCCGCACAUACAAGCUGCACGCCACCGAGCCCGCACCCACACCCCAUGUCACCACCACCAUCUAUCAAUGUCACCAUUGCGGCAAACGGUUCAGGAGCAAGUCGGUUUUGAAGAAACAUAUACGCGCUCACUUGUCGUCAGGAUCGUCCAAUAAUUCGACCGGAGAAAACAUCGCUUUAGAACGGCAACAGAGAUUAAACGGAGAUGAAAAGUAUUUUGUAACAUAUUUACGGAAAUCGGAGAUGACACACGCUGGAGAGAAGCCUUACGAGUGUAGGUACUGUGACUACGGGAGCUGCAAUAACGGACGCUUACGGAUUCAUGAGAGGAUACAUACGGGUGAAAAACCCUUUAAAUGUAACUACUGUGAUUACAAGUGCAAUCAGAAAGGAACGUUACGGAUUCAUGAGAUGAUACACACAGGUGAAAAACCCUUUAAAUGUAACUACUGUGAUUACAAGUGCAAUCAGAAAGGAACGUUACGGAUUCAUGAGAUGAUACACACAGGUGAAAAACCCUUUAAAUGUAACUACUGUGAUUACAAGUCCAAUCAUAAAGGAACGUUACGGAUUCACGAGAUGAUACACACAGGUGAAAAACCCUUUAAAUGUAACUACUGUGAUUACAAGUGCAAUCAGAAAGGGCACUUACGGAAACAUGAGAUGAUACACUCGGGUAAUAAACCAUUUAAAUGUAACUACUGUGAUUACAAGUGCAAUCAGAAAGGAACGUUACGGAUUCAUGAGAUGAUACACACAGGUGAAAAACCCUUUAAAUGUAACUAUUGUGAUUACAAGUCCAAUCAGAAAGGAACGGUACGGGUUCAUGAGAUGAUACACACAGGUGAAAAACGCUUUAAAUGUAACUACUGUGAUUUCAACUGCAAUCAGAAAGGAACAUUACGGAUUCAUGUGAUGAUACACACAGGUGAAAAACCCUUUAAAUUUAACUACUGUGAUUACAAGUGCAAUCAGAAAGGAACGUUACGGAUUCAUGAGAUGAUACACACAGGUGAAAAACCCUUUAAAUGUACUACUGUGAUUACAAGUGCAAUCAGAAAGGAACGUUACGGAUUCAUGAGAUGCAAUAAGAAAGGAACGUUACAGAUUCACGAGAUGAUACACACAGGUGAAAAACCCUUUAAAUGUAACUACUGUGAUUACAAGUGCAAUCAGAAAGGAACGUUACGGAUUCAUGAGAUGAUACACACAGGUGAAAAACCCUUUAAAUGUAACUAUUGUGAUUACAAGUCCAAUCAGAAAGGAACGAACCGUUGGCUAAAUAGUGGUGACAAGGAGUUCAACGAGCAGAACAGGCCGCCCGCGCAGGGCGGCGCCGGCGCCGUGGUCGACACCGACUUCUACGGCUACAUACAGAGUCAGAAAAAGCCGGAGGAUAUGAACCCCGACGCCUACACUAUAUUCCAUCUCUGCUACGCCAUGUCCUACAUGUGGAGACGAGGAACAUUCUCAUGCAAGUUUCCACUAAAGAAAGAAGAAGAUUAG